Molecule: messenger RNA, 527 nt
Organism: Penaeus chinensis
Lineage: Eukaryota; Metazoa; Arthropoda; Malacostraca; Decapoda; Penaeidae
Product: pro-resilin-like
Exons: 3
Coding region: 17-316 (99 amino acids)
Cellular component (GO): extracellular matrix
Source: RefSeq, a predicted model, not a curated record
AACUACAACAGUCAUCAUGAACACUAAGAUCCUCCUCCUGGUGUGUCUGGCAGCCGUUGUUGCUGCGGACAGCUUCGAAUCUGCUGAAUCAGGUGAAUACAACUUCAACUGGGCUGUCAAACACGACGACUCCGGCAAUGACUUCGGCCACCAGGAAGCCCGCAAUGGAGACAACACCCAGGGUUCCUACUACGUGCAGCUCCCCGACGGCCGCCUGCAGACCGUCAGGUACGUCGUGGACGGCGACAACGGAUACGUGGCCGAAGUGAACUACGAGGGCGAGGCUCGUUACCCCGACUCCAAUGAAUCAAAGUGAAAAGAAUCUGUUAGCCUCUACGUGAAAUGAACCGACCAAGAACACGUCCGAUGUAAUAUUGUCCAAUGCUCAUUACAACUUUGAUUGUCCUGUUCUGGUACCAGAAUUGCCAGUGGUACAAGUCCCACCAGUCUUUGCUGUUCAUACAUUCCCAGGGAAUGGCCCAGCAUGGACAUUUUUUACUGCUUCUAAAUAAAUUAUCUAUUUAUCA